Molecule: messenger RNA, 1563 nt
Organism: Paramecium tetraurelia
Lineage: Eukaryota; Ciliophora; Oligohymenophorea; Peniculida; Parameciidae
Exons: 4
Molecular function (GO): protein binding
Source: RefSeq, a predicted model, not a curated record
AUGAGUAAAUUCAACUAUGUUUUCAAGCCUUUGUUCAUUGAUACUUUUGAAUAUAGCUAUAUGGAUGGAAAGACUGAGAAGUCGUUUACAAUAAAAACAAAAACCUCUGGUAGAGAAGAGAAGAGUGUAAUAUAGAAGAGCGAACCUAUUGCCCAAUUUAACAAUGAAACCAUUAAAAAGAGUCAUAAGAAAGCUCGAACAAGCAGAUAAAUGAAAUAAUCCUCUAAGAGUAGAAACUAUACAAUAAAUUCUAAUACUCCUAAAAAUGGAAUUAGGUAGAUUGAAAGUAGGAUAGAGGAUGAAUUUGAAAUUUCAGGUAGGAGAAACUCAUUUGAUAAGAGAUGUACUAACAAACCUCAAUUAAAUUAUCUAAAUUUUAAUAUAGCAAUUAUGAAUGGGUAAACAAGCAAUUUAUUUCCAAGAACAUAAGAAUUAAUAAAUAGGGACAAUAAAAUUAUGAGGAGAAAGACUGUUGAAACUUCUAAAGUCCCCACCAUUACAGAAAAUGAGAUUUAAUAAUUUGAACGUUUAGAAAAUUAACAUCCUUAAGAUAUCAAAGAAAAGGUUGGUAGGAUGUUUGCAAUUAGUAAAAGGUGCACAACUACAUAUAAUCCAAUAAGAAAGAAAAGCAAGGAGAGGGAGGCAUUUACAAGAAACCUACAAUUUCUCGAAGAAUCUUUUCAACAAUCAGUGGCUCCAGAGAAAAAACUAUAAGCAGUCAUAUAAUAAUAUUUUGAUAAGAAAAAAUCAUUUUUAGAAGAGAAGGCAAAGGAAGAAGAAAUUUAAUUAAGAGAAUUAUCAGAAGAAACCUCUAGGAUUCGCUCGGGUUAAAGCAAAAUGAGGAUAUCAACAACUUUUUUAAAAAGAUUCAUCCAUUAAGUUGAGAAGGAUAAAUAGAAAAAUAAUGAAUAAUAAAUAGAAACUCAAAAGAGUUUUAUUUAAUCAAUUAAAUCAUCGUAGAUAAAUAAAAGAAGAUAGAAUGCUAUAUAUAGCGGACAAGUACAAUCGUUAUUCAAAAAGAUGUUUCAUUUAAUUGUUGAUUGCGUUAAAAAGAUGAAAUAAAUGAAACUUACAAUAAAAGAAUUAUUCCAACAUGGAGUGAUUUAAAAGAAACCUUAUGAAAGAGAAGGAUCUUUUUAGUUUUUUGAAGCUGUUGAACUCAACAACUAUGGUCUCAUUACUUUUAUGCUCCAAAAAUGCAGAUAUUAUGCCUUUGACAUUAAUGAAUAAGGACAAAAUCCUUUACAUGUGAGUUCAACACUAGGACAUUAUGCAAUAACCUAAAAAUUGCUAUAAUGUGGGUCCUAUCCUGAUUCAUAAGAUCUCAAUGGCUAUUCUCCACUCUAUUAUGCUGUUUAAUCCCAAAAUAUCUAAAUAGUCUAAGUGUUACUAUACUAUAAUGCUAAUCCUUGGUCAAAUAGUAAAUAUAAACUGGAGAGUCAAAAUGCUGAAAUAGGGAGGUUGUUGAAAUAAUCGAGAAAAAUUCAUUUAUUACUUUUAUUAACCAGACAUCCAGAUAGAGAACAGAUAUGGAUCGAUUCAAGAGAAUCUUUGUUAUCUUGA